This is a messenger RNA of Papaver somniferum (opium poppy), 2152 nucleotides long. Its product is annotated as ELKS/Rab6-interacting/CAST family member 1-like. The record is from RefSeq and is a predicted model, not a curated record. The transcript has 2 exons. Bases 91 to 2037 code for a protein of 648 amino acids. Lineage: Eukaryota; Viridiplantae; Streptophyta; Magnoliopsida; Ranunculales; Papaveraceae.
UCCCUACCAACUGAGAAACUUCCUUUGUACAAAUCUCUAUCAAUGUUUUUCUAAUUUUACUGAUUUUGAUGAACCCCAAUCUCCGUUUUAAUGGGUGAAACAAGUAAAUUCAUGGAAUGGCAGCUGAUAAAAGCAAGGGAAGAAGCAGAAAUAUGGAGGAAAACAUGUAGAGAAUUAGAAGGCCACUUUUUUGAUCUAAGACAGAUGGAAAACCAAGAGAUUGAGUUAGAUAAACAGCUUUUAUCCACUAUAGGUAUGUUCAAUGAUUUAUAUUUCCAGUUUGAUAAGAAGAAGUUUCAAUGUUUUCAAGUGAAGAAAAUUUUUGAUGAUUUAGUUGCUAAAGAUGGUAAAUUUGUAUAUGAUGCUAGUUUGAGGAAAAGGGUUCAACAUCUUGAAGAACAGGCUAAUUUAUGGUUGAAUCAUGAGCUGAAAAUGAAGUAUUUUGUUGAAGAGUAUAAGGGUAAGUAUGAAACAUUGUUGUUGAAGUUUAAAGAGAAGAAGAUUGAGUGUGAAUUGAUGAAAGAUGAGUGUAAAGGGUUGAAAGAGAAGAUUAAGGGUUUGGAAAAGAGAAACAAGAAGAGUGGGGGUACAGGGGGGAAGGAGAUGAUGGUGAGAUUUGGGUAUUUGGAAGAUGAGUACAGGAAAAUGGAGAUUGAAGAAAGGGGGAAAUGUGUGCAACUUAGUCUGGAAAUUGAGGGUUUGAAGUGUGCUAAGAAGAGGGCUGAUGAAGAAAUUGAAGACUUAAAGAUGCAAGCAACUGCAAUGCUUGCAAUGGUGAAUGCUAAUGUUGAAUUGGGGAAAGAAUUGGAAGAUUAUAAAGCUAAGUACCAUGGUUUGGUUGGGCAGCUUAAUGAGAGGGAUGUGUUAGAGGGUGAAUUGAGAGAGACGAUUAAGAGGCUAGAGGAGGAGAAUAAAAAGAUGGAAAUGGAUCAAACAGUGAAGUGUCUUGAACUCGGCAAGCAGAUUGAAGACUCCAAGUCUGCAAAAAAGAGAACAGAUGAUGAGUUUAGUGUUUUAGAGAGGAAGUGUAUGGAAUUGGAAGUUCAAGCAACUGUGUCGCUGAAUUAUAGGAUUGAAUUGGGGAAAGAAUUGAAAAACCAAAUGUUGAUAGUGGGUCGUCGAGAUAAUGAGCUUGAGGGCUACAAAACUAGAUGUGGUGGAAUGAAAAAACAAAUUUCGGGUCUGAUAGAUGAAGGAAAUGAUAUGUUCGAAAGAGAGAAGAUGGCGCAGGACAGGGUUGCUUACUUGGAGGAGGUAGUUAAGGAAAUGGAAAAUGAUAAAAGAGAGUCUGAGAAGAGGGCUUUGGAAUGUUCGAAAAGGAAAGAAGAAGAAGAUGAGAUGGAGAGUUGGAAGAAGAAGUUAAUGGAGUUGGUGAGACGGAGUUCUAUGGAAGAAGAAAAUUUACCUUUAGAAGGGUCACAAAAUGAAGUUUCUUGUAAGAAAAUCGAUGACAAGAUUAGUGUUGCUAACAUGGUUCACCCUGUUGAACCUAAUAGCAAGCCUUCUUCACCUCAAGGGAAUUUCGAAGAUGUGCGCGUCCCAGACCCACAUUAUAAUGAUAACCACCAGGAGUGUUCAGAAAAUGAUUCAGACAACAAGAAGAAUACAUCAGAUUCAAUGGCAGAAUCUGUCGUUGCAGUUGAACAGCAAAUAGCUUUAGAGUCAGAAGGGAACUUGGGAGAUAGUUUGGUUUUGGUUGAACAAGCUGCUGUAAAUGCUUUACCUAUAGAUGUUAUUGAAAUUGACAGUGAGAAUGAAUUUAUUGAGAUUGUUGAUAGUGAGGAUGAAAAGGAAAUAACCACGACACAUCCUUGUACUGUUGAAGGUAAAGAACUACCACUUGUGUCAACUGAUGAAACUUUCAAUGCAUCUGAGAAGUGUGUAAAGAGGCCAUUGUCACUUCAAAGAGAUGAGGAAUGUGAAGAAAGCUCUGACAAAGCCAUACCAACCCCAUGGUCCCAAAUAUGUUCAACUUCAAAAAGAUUUAGGGGUUCUGAAACCGCAGUCAGCCAAACGGUCAGACAAAAAGAUGAUUAGAAUCUGUUAAGGAUCGAGCAAGAGAGAGGAGAGCAUAAACGCGGAAGCGUAAAAGACUACAUUGAUAAUAAUUCGGUGUUUAUUUCUCAUUAAUUCUCUAGCUAUUUAUACAAUC